This is a messenger RNA of Eleginops maclovinus (Patagonian blennie), 3049 nucleotides long. It is a transcript of the gene acvrl1, whose product is annotated as activin A receptor like type 1. The transcript is spliced from 11 exons. Bases 671 to 2182 code for a protein of 503 amino acids. The record is from RefSeq and is a predicted model, not a curated record. Gene Ontology annotation, cellular component: BMP receptor complex; plasma membrane. Lineage: Eukaryota; Metazoa; Chordata; Actinopteri; Perciformes; Eleginopidae. Gene Ontology annotation, molecular function: ATP binding; transmembrane receptor protein serine/threonine kinase activity. Gene Ontology annotation, biological process: transforming growth factor beta receptor signaling pathway; angiogenesis; protein phosphorylation.
AUGAGAACACAUUCCAGGCAGAGCCGAUCCUGUGCAGCGGGACAAUAAGGGGUGGGACAAAGCUGUGCACUAUUUAAACAUGUUUUAUCUAGCAUUUAGAUCAAGCGCAUUGACAACCACUGAAAACCUUCAUACUUAAGUGGUAGAAGACUUUAAGAGGUUCUCAGAGCGGAAGGAGUCUGGUCUGGUCACAAACCAACGACGGUGUUGUCGGUUUAUCAGCUCAGAUUUGAACCGAGAUGAGAUAGGUCUUGGUCGUCAGGGCAUAACUGCCUAACUUUUUUUUAAAGCUUCACUUUUUCCGCAAGCGUAAGUUGCUUAGUUGUUAAACGCUUGGUUAGUUUUUAGUUUUGAGAGCAAAGAGGAAACGCUGCGGGCAAACUUUUACCAGAGAAGGCGGCUGGUCGUCACCGGAGCAGGAAAGGAUGUGGACAUCUGCAACUGAGACGAAAACUAACACGGUUUACUCCACUCUCUGGAAAUGGAGCCAGCUGUGUUUUAAACUCACCUUCUUUUGACUUUAAAUACGUUGGCCACGGAGGGAUACUAGGAGCGAACUUUGAUAUGGGAGACGUGCAGCGUUUACGUCUGUUAAGAUAAUAGGCGUGAAGAUAACAGGUCAUGAUGGAAGUCACAUGGGAUCUUUCCAGGGUGCUGCCGUUGUAGGUGUAUGACAUCAGAGAUGGGAAGUUCUGCUGUGCUUACAGUGGUGCUGCUCGGGGCGUUUCUGUGGAUCUCUGCUGUCCAUGCAGAUGAAGAUGGGAAGCAUCUGUGUAGAUGCAAGAAUGAAAAAGGCACAUGUGUGAAUGGAACUUGCAGAGGCGACUACUGCUUCUACUCCUGGUUGAAUAACCGAGAGGAUUUUGGCUGUUUCCCCAAAAACUAUUACAGAGAGCAGUGUUACGCCGCUUUGGAACGCUUAUAUAUGUCCUGCUGCAGAGGGAAUUAUUGCAACGCCUAUUUCACACCACCUCCAAUGAUAAAUGGAGAGUCAGAAAAUACAUCUCGCCCGGAGCUGUGGAUCACGUUGUCUUUGCUCCUGUUGAUCACGACUGCCAGCGUGUGUGGCCUGGUGCUGUUCCUGCGCUUCCGCCGUGCACACGGUAGACUGAAAAAUCUUGAAGACCAUGAUGUCACCAUGCUCAAGGUCCCAAAUGGAGAUGACCCCACAUACAACUCUCAGGAUAUCUUUGAUGAGUUUUGUACAUCAGGGAGUGGGACAGGACUGCCCUAUCUGGUCCAAAGGACUAUGGCCAGACAGAUCUCACUGGUCCAGUGUGUCGGUAAAGGCAGGUAUGGCGAGGUGUGGAGGGGAACUUGGAUGGGGGAGAGUGUGGCUGUCAAGAUCUUUUCCUCUAGGGACGAGCAGUCCUGGUUCAGAGAGACAGAGAUCUACAACACUGUACAGCUCCGACACGACAACAUCCUGGGUUUUAUAGCCUCUGACAUGACAUCCAAGAACUCCAGCACCCAGCUGUGGCUCGUCACCCACUUUCAUGAGCUGGGUUCACUCUAUGACUUCCUGCAGUACAGCAGCUUGGAGCCUGAGAGCUGCCUGAGGAUGUGCCUGUCUGUGGCCUGCGGUCUGGUCCACCUGCACACUGAGAUUGUCAGCGCACAGGAAAAACCAGCUAUCGCCCACAGAGACCUGAAAAGCCGAAAUAUCCUGGUAAAGCGGAAUGGGCAGUGCUGCAUCGCUGACUUAGGUUUGUCUGUGAUACACUCUCAGUCUCAUGACUACCUCGAUGUGGGAAACAACCCUCGUGUUGGUACCAAGCGCUACAUGGCCCCUGAAGUCCUGGAUGAGACUAUUCGUAUGGACAUUUUCGAGUCCUACAAGCAAACUGAUAUCUGGGCCCUGGGCCUGGUCUUCUGGGAAAUUAGCCGCAGGACCAUUGUCAAUGGGAUUGUGGAGGAGUACCGCCCUCCCUUCUUUGACCUGGUGCCUGUAGAUCCCAGCUUUGAGGAGAUGAAGAAAGUGGUGUGUGUGGAUCAGCAGAGGCCCAGUCUCCACAACAGGCUCCAUUCCCAUCCUAUCCUGACGGCCAUUGUGAAGAUCAUGAAGGAGUGUUGGUACCAGAGCCCAUCAGCCCGCCUCACUGCCCUGCGGGUGAGGAAGACGCUCUCCAAACUCGACCAUGACAGUGACUUCAGCAUUGAGAAACUCAAGCAGGACAUCUAGUCCAGAAAGUCUGGAGUAAAAGGGGACAAACAAUUGAAAACUCCUGUAGGGAAAAUGCUAUGCAAUCCAACAGCACAAGGUGCAUAUCAUUAGCAUCAUUUCAGGAUAAUGACUCACAGUCGCUGCAUUAUAUUGAAACCAUAUGACUUUAAACAGUCAUGUCUAGACUGGCUCCCCAGGCUAUCCUUUGUGGCCUAAUUUUCAUCUGCCAUUUCUCUGGUGCCUCAAACCAAAAGUGCGCAACAAGAAAAAAUAUUGGGACAUUUUAUAUUACUUUAUCAUAUUCAGCUAAUUAAUCAUUUAAAGCCGAAUAAUAAAAAACUAGAAAUCAUAGUCUGUUUCACACACAUUUUAUUCAUAAUUGUCUAAAUCCCCUCUGGGCAGGACACAGAGGGAAAUCUGGUUUUGCACAAUUACUUAUCAGUUUAUCAACAAAAGGAGGAGAAUGUCAUCGUGGACUUUCUCUGAAAUACCUUCAUAUUGCACAAAUGGGUUUUUCCAUAGAUGAUCAAAGCCAAAAAAAACAUAAGGGCCUUGUUUAUGAGAAAUGAAUGAAAUAAAUGUAAGUAAAAAAAUACCUAAACACAUGACCUGUUAUACCGGUAUCACAUUUAACUUAUAUAAAAUAAGCAUUUAUUAUCUGCACAAGGGCACAUUGAGCUAUUUAGUUGUACAUAUUCUAACUGCAUUGAAGCUGUUGCCUUCUUUCUCCUUUGGAUUACUUCUUUUCUUUCUAUUAUUGAGAAAUGAGACACUUUUUAUAUACUUUUAUACAAAAAGAAAAACAUACAUUACUAUUAUCAGUAAAUAAAUUCACAAACAGAUAUGUAAUAUUGUAUAUGUUGAAUAAAGGAUUGUAUUUUUCAA